AUGCGGACAACGGGCAGAGUGAAAGUGUCCCUAGGCCAAGAGCCCAGGGCUCCAGACUGCCAUCAGCAUCUGGACCGGCGAGGCCACCAGAGAUGCUUCACAGAGAGAUAGGACCCCAGCCUGAAAACCAUGACCCCUGUGAGACCCUACGCAAGGCUGGCACCCGACCCCCUGGACGACGCGAGGCCUUUCGCCACAUUUUCCUGGCUCGCACCCAUGAUGGUUAGAGGCUAUCAGCACACGCUGACUGUGGACACGCUGCCCCCACUGUCACCUUAUGACUCGUCCAGCUCCAAUGCCAAAAGGUACCAGGUCCUUUGAGACGAAGAGGUAGAGAGGGCGGGGCCCGAGAAAGCCUCUCUGGGCCGAGCCGUCUGGAAAGUCCAGAGCACCCGUGUUCUGAUGGACGUCGUGGCCAACAUCCUGUGCAUCGUCAUGGCAGCUAUAGGGCCGACGGUUCUCACUCACCAAAUCCUCCAGUGCCUCCAGGAGUGUCUGGGUUGGCAUGGCCUGCGCGUAGCCCUGUUUGCCACUGUCCUCUUUACCAAAGUCCUCUUUCGGGCCCUCGCCUGGGCCAUUAACUACCGUACGGCAAUCCGGUUGAACGUGGCCGCCUCCACUCUGGUUUUCCAAAACCUGCUGUCCUUCAAGAUGCUGACACACAUCUCAGUUGGCGAGGUGCUCCAUAUACUAUCGAACGAUAGCUUCCUGUUCGCGGCCGCCUUGUUUUGCCCCUUACCAGCCACCAUCCCUGCCCUAAUGGCUGUUUGCGCAGCGCACGCCUUUCUCAUCGGCACCUCUGUGCGCGUCAUAUCCAGCCCCAUCCAGAUGUUUAUGGCUAAACUCAAUUCAGCCUUCCGAAGAUCAGCAAUUUUGGCGAUGGACAAGCGGAUUCAGACAAUGAAUGAGUUCGUGACCUGCAUCAAGCUGAUUCAAAUGUACGCCUGGGAGAAGUCUUUAACCAACACCAUCCGAGGCAUUUGCGCGAUCGCCACGUUUAACGUGAUGAAGUUCUCACUCGCGAUCUCGCCUUUCUCGGUCAGAGCGGUGGCCGAAGCCAGCGUGUCUUUGAGAAUGAAGAAAAUUCUUAUAGCUAAAAGUCCCCCGUCUCACAUCACCCGGCCAGAAGACCCAGAUACUGUUUUGCUUUUAGCAAAUGCCACCUUGACACGGGAGCAAGAAGCCAGCAGGAAAAGUGACCUAAAGAAAGUGGAGAAUCAGAAAAAGCAUUUUCUCAAGAACCAGAGGCUGGAGGCCUAUGGCGUGAGUCCAUCGGCAGGAGUUGCUGGACCGGAGGACCAAAGGGGCAGCUGCCAAUCCUCAGUUCACGCUGAGAGGCAACGGCGACUUUGUUAGCUCUGCUCUUCAAACCCCAAAGGUGAGUCCGUGAGGCUUGCUGCUGAAGGCUCUCUGGUUUUGUGGCUCCAGAUGCAGUUACAACGAGGGGUCGCGGCGGUCAGCAGGACCCUGGCCUCCCAGCAAGCAUGGAUCUUCCACGGAAAUGUGAGAGAGAACAUGCUAUUUGGAGAAAAGUAUGAUCGCCAAAGGGAUCGGCCCACGGUUCGUGCCUGUGCCCUCCAGGAGGACCUGGGCAGCCUCCCCCACGGAGACCUGAUGGAGGAUCCCGAGCACAGCUGCAAGGUGGCGACGGUGGCAGCCCUGAAGGACAGCACCGUGGCCAGAGACGGAGGCGCGGGCACCGCCGGAGCCCCAGCCCCUCGUCGCCCACGGCGCUGUGGGCUCCGGGAGACGAGGAAGCGGAAGGAAAAGAAGCUGACAGAAUCGGAGUUUGCAGACGUCAGAGGGCUGGCUUCCGGAGGAUCCUGGACUGAGGUGGGCGACCUUAUCAAGCCACCCACCCCCAGUCUGGACCUGGACUGUCUCACGCUGGUGGCCUUGACGGUUUCCUCCACCUCUGAUCUGUGGCCACUGGAUGUCGGGGGUGUGGCUCCGGGCAGGCUGCUCCAGGUGUGCGUGCUCCAGGUGUCCGAGACCCAGGCUAAGGUCACGUCGGCGGAGCUUCUUCGGGACUACCUCUUGACCUGUGCCCCUGAAUGCACUUACCCCUGAGUGGGGCCACAUCCCCACGCCUGCCCCAGCUGUGGGGAGAUAAUGUUCAGAGACUAUCAGAUGAGGUACAGAGACAACACCCCGCUUGUUCUCGAUGAGCUGAACUUGAACAUCCAAAGCGGGGAGACAGCUGGCAUUGUGGGAAGAACAGGUUCUGGAAAGUCGUCGCUAGGGACAGCCUUGUUUCAUGUGGUGGAGCCGGCCAGCGGCACCAUCUUCGUCGACGACGUGGCUAUCCGCACGGCUGGUGUGGCAGACCUGAGAACCAAGCUACCCCGGCACCCUGUCCUGUGUGUAGGUACAGUAAGGUACAACCUGGACCCCUUUGAGCAUCACACGGAUUAGAUGCUCUGGCAGGUUCUGGAGAGAACGUCCGGGAGAGACGUGGUGAUGAAACUCCGGGAACAAUUACAGGCAGAAGUCACAGAAAAUGGAGAAAAUGUCUCAGCAGGGGAACGUGAGCUGCUUUGUACGGCCCGGGUGCUUCUCCGUAAUUCAAAAGUGACUCAGGAGCACACCGAGGACCUGCAGGUGACUCAGGAGCACACCGAGGACCGGCAGGUGACUCAGGAGCACACCGAGGACCGGCGAGCACCCCGAGGACCGGCAGGCGACAGGCAGCCGGAGCUGAGUCAGUGGGGCAUGCGGCCCCCUGACCGCCAAGCCCUCGCGGUCACUUCACCUGCCCGUGUCAGCGGCCUGGCCACUGCGGGCGCUGAGUCUGAGGCCCGCCUGUCUCGUUCCUUUCUGUGUUCUGCUGCUUCCUCCUCCGCCUACCCAGCCCAGCGUCUCGCAUAG
Pteropus alecto (black flying fox) is the source of this 2868-nucleotide messenger RNA. It is a transcript of the gene ABCC12, whose product is annotated as ATP binding cassette subfamily C member 12. Gene Ontology annotation, molecular function: ABC-type transporter activity; ATP hydrolysis activity; ATP binding. The record is from RefSeq and is a predicted model, not a curated record. Gene Ontology annotation, cellular component: membrane. Gene Ontology annotation, biological process: transmembrane transport. Lineage: Eukaryota; Metazoa; Chordata; Mammalia; Chiroptera; Pteropodidae.